Monodelphis domestica (gray short-tailed opossum) is the source of this 4254-nucleotide messenger RNA. The record is from RefSeq and is a predicted model, not a curated record. NCBI's taxonomy places the organism in Eukaryota, Metazoa, Chordata, Mammalia, Didelphimorphia, Didelphidae.
CCAGGAAUUCCAGGUCGUUCUGGUGAAUUAGUCUCCUCUUCUGACUUUCCAGACCAUUUAGAGAACAGCCUAAACUGGGCUGUCCCCCUCAGUCCCAUGGCAGCUCAUUUCGCCCACGGUUCCUGCCCUGCCUGCCUCCCAGUUCCAUCAGUUUCCAGUACCAGUAGGGCCUUGGCACGAGCCUUGUUGAGAAAGGGGAGGGGGAGUCGAAGGCGCCUGCAAAAAGGAGUGAGUUCCCCACACCCCUUGGUUCCUUAGAAAAGCAGGAGGAGCCGAUCGGUGAUGCUGUGACCCCUUUCCAAACUCCUUCUUUUCCUACAGAACCCAGGAAUCCAGGAGGAGCUCUUGGGGCCCCUCAGGCUUUAGACAGUUCUGUUGGGUAGGUGGGGGGCAGAGAGGAAAGAUGAGGGCACCCCGACUUCAAAAAGGGCUCAGCCGUCAUCCUGUCCAAGGAGAGAAUGGGGCUGAAGGUAGGGGUGGAGGUUAACACACGGAGAAGAGGGUACCCUCAUUCUGCCAGGGGGGAGCUGGCACACACACGCGCGCAUACACAAGCACACCAAGGGUCAGCGUAGCUCCUGGCUCGUUUCCCGGGCCCCGAGUUCCUAGUGGUUCCGGCUGUACCCGGCGUUUCUCCCCCUCCCGCAGCCCCCCGCAGAGGGUUAGGGGGAGGGGAGAGGGCAGAAGCCGCUGGCAGACUGUGUGACUCAUUGCCGGGGGAGUCUGAGGAGGCGCCGCCCCUCGGCUCUGUGCCCCCCUCUCUCUCCUCCCUUUUCCCUCGUCCCCUCCUCCCCUCCCCGACCCGCCUGCUCUGGCAAGUUUCUUCAGGCUCCCUCAACCAAAAGAUCUGGACCUUGCCCGGGGUCCCGCUCCCUCCUGGCCAGGCUGGCUCCCCGGAGCUCCCUUCCCCCACCCGCCUCCGGCCAGGCUCUAGCUCCCAGAAGCGAGGAUGAACAUCCUGGCUCCGGUGCGGAGGGACCGCGUCCUGGCCGAGCUGCCCCAGUGUCUGAAGAAGGAGGCUGCCCUGCACUCCAACAGAACUUUCCACCCGCGGGUCAGCAGCGCGUGCCAGGAGCAGAGGACAGGCACGGUGGGGAAACUGAGUGGAUGCGACUGCUCGAGGAGGAGCAGGGAGCUAACCACCAUCUUCCUCUCAGUAGGUUCAAGAUCUCCAAGGUCAUUGUGGUGGGGGACCUGUCUGUGGGGAAGACGUGCCUCAUUAACAGGUUUUGCAAAGACACCUUUGACAAGAAUUACAAGGCUACCAUUGGGGUGGACUUCGAGAUGGAGAGGUUUGAGGUGCUGGGAGUCCCUUUCAGCCUGCAGCUCUGGGACACGGCCGGGCAGGAGCGGUUCAAAUGCAUCGCGUCUACUUACUACCGCGGAGCCCAAGCCAUCAUCGUCGUGUUCAACCUGAAUGACGUGGCCUCCUUGGAGCACACAAAACAGUGGCUGGCCGAUGCGCUGAAGGAGAACGACCCUGCCCACGCACUUCUCUUCCUCGUGGGCUCCAAGAAGGACUUGAGCACGCCGGCCCAGUACGCACUGAUGGAGAAGGACGCGCUCCAGAUGGCCCAGGAAAUGAAGGCCGAGUUCUGGGCCGUUUCGUCUCUCACCGGUGAGAACGUGCGCGAGUUCUUCUUCCGCGUGGCGGCCCUGACGUUUGAGGCCAACGUGCUGGCGGAGCUGGAGAAGACGGACGCUAGGCGGAUCGGCGACAUUGUCCGAAUCAACAGCCACGACAGCAACCUCUACCUGACCACCAACAAGAAGAGAGCCAAGUGCUGCCAGUGAGCAUGCGCUGGCCCUGCCCUCGGACUGGGCCCAUCCUGUUUGCACUGAACUGUUUUUCCAGACCAAAGAGCUGUUCCCCCGAGGGCAGCAGGACCCCGGGCCCACCCCGCAUCUCUCUUUUCAGGGGGGGACUUUGGACAGGAACGGCACUGCAGCUUUGCACUGCCUGCCGGCCACUUCCCUGCUUUUGUGCCUUCCGGAAAGGGGGAAUCUGGGAAUCACCAGACUUGGGGUUUUAGAGGCAGGAGUCUGGGGGCCCUUGAAGGGAUGCACAGAGCUGACCGUGGGGGUUGGGGGGCAUCUAAAGGGACUUGGGCCGCUGCGCUUGAAGAACGUUCCCCAAACCCAUUACUGGUGCCUGAAACGCCACCAUUAGAGCGAUUCCUUUGGCUUAAACUUUGGGCUCUCCCUGCUUUUCAAGAGCUAGAAUUCUGCAAAUUCCUGGGAGUUUAUGGGUCUCUUCCUGGGGCCUCUGGAGAUAGAUGGGGUCCAAUCCGUGAGCCCGGCCCUCUUUAGACCAACAGGUUCCUGCUUAUAAGGUCACGCAUGCUCCGUAAGCCGGCUUCCCGGAUGUAGCUUUCCUUCCAGGGCGUGCCUGACCCUCCAUCCUUAAAGGGAGAGCUUGGCCAAGCUCGGAGAGUUCCUAGAAGGGACCCCACCCCGGAGAUCAGUCUUCCCACCCCCAGCUUUAUUUUAAGAGGAAGAAGCGACUUCCCCAAGGCCAUAUUGAAUCAGGGGCGAAGGCAGGACUAGAAUACAGCUCUCCAGACCCCCAGUCUAGGAAUCCACCGCAACCCAAGCAUCGGGUCCCAGGCCCAAGCCUUGCCUCCUCCUCCUCCAUGUCUUCGGUUAGAUUCCUUCCCCUUCACCCCGAUGUUUCCAGGGCCUGGCACCUCCCCAUGGGAAGCGGGCUGAAUCCUGGCCGGGCCACUCCUAACGUUGGGCCCACAAUGAACCCACAAUGAACCUCGCUGGGCCUCGGCUUCUGAAUCUGUAAACGGCCUCCAAGAACCCUUUCAUUUCUCUGUGCUGUAAAGUCCUCCCGUGGGUCCAGCCUCGGUCCUCUUGCUUAAUCUCGUUUCCCCUUCAGCAGGAGGUCCAGGUGCCCACCUCAACAGCCCCCAGCCCAGGCCCUCCAUCCCUUUGGGCUAUUAUCUGUAACAAGGGAAUCAGUUUAAAAGACUGAUAUAUAUUAAUUUAAGGUCGCCAAGGAAUCAGCUAUGUAAUUCCUAAAUGAAAAACUCAAGUCAGCCGUCAACCUUUUAUGGAGUUUAAUUACAAUAGGAGCAAGAAAGGAAUUAGAGAUAGAAAGAGAGAAAAAGGGAGAGAAGGGAAUAGGGCUUAAAUACCCCUUCUGUUUAGGCUGGGCCAAAGGGCCUUAGAUAGCUGGGGCAAAGAAAAGAGAUCAAUUCCCUAUUACUCACGUGUCCAAAAUGGAGAAACAGUCUCAGAGGCCCCCACCUUCAGCUUCCUUCAGAGCAAGCUUCUCAGAGCACACACCAACCACACCAACCAACUUUUCAACCCCCCCCCUGAGUCUUCAUACCCCCCUAUCCUUAAGGAAAACCAUCCAAGUUCCCUCCCCUCAGUUCUCACAUCUACCAAUCACUGUCCCUCAAUUUCCCUGUGCCAAUGGAGGCUCUAGCUUAACCCAGGACCACCCAGAGGUCUGUGGCUUUGCACAUGUCUGUUGAAGGUCAUAUUCUCAAAUAAUUAAAUCUUGAUCCUUUGCUACAGCCCUUUCUAAAUCCUGUUAACCUGAGUAGGGUAGAGAUUGGAAUAAUUAAAUUUUGAUCUAGGCUGCAGCCCUUAAUCCUAUUAGGACUGAAUAGGGUGGAGAUUUAUUCCAAGUAUCUCCAUUGUAUCAAUUCUAAAAUCAAUCAAGACUCAAAGAAAUUCCUGUUCUAUGCUUAAGCAUAGGUCAAAGUCCUUUCCAUUGUUCAGCAAAAGGUUUCUGUCCUAAAGUAAUCUUAAGAAGGGAGGAGGAGGAACCUCCCAUGCCAAUGGAGUUCCCAUUCCAAUAGACUAUCAGUAAGAAAUUUUCCAAGUAUGAAAUAUCCCAAUGGUGAAAUUUCCAACAUUUAUAAGUCUAAGGAAAUUUGAGGUUUUCAUAUCGGUUCACAGGCAAACUGGUCUUCCACCCCUGGUCUGCCCUCCGUGAUCUGUCUUUGCUCGCUAUUUCCCAUCCCGUGGUCCACAUUUUAGCCAUAUUGGGGGGGCGGCCUUCCCCUCUGCUCCCUUUUCUUGGGCUCCCCCUCCAUCUCCUUCCUUUAGGACGUUGUGCCCCAUUGUUCUCCCAUUAUCUGUGAUGAAGUCCCUCCUAGGUCUCCUGCCUCAGUUUCCCCCCAGCACCUUGGCCUUGACCUGCCCAUUAUACAGUCUGCCCUUCUGUGGGUCCUGUGUGCCUAACACGGGGCUUUGCAUACCGCAGGUGCCUAAUAAACAUUCGUUGGCUUCCAA